Molecule: messenger RNA, 835 nt
Organism: Drosophila yakuba
Lineage: Eukaryota; Metazoa; Arthropoda; Insecta; Diptera; Drosophilidae
Exons: 4
Coding region: 236-730 (164 amino acids)
Source: RefSeq, a predicted model, not a curated record
AAAAGGGUAUAAUGUGUAAAGAUUUACAACUAUUGAGUACUCUCUGGAGCUAUCUUCGAUCACUUGACAAGCAAAUAAGUUUCUUAAUAUAAUAUAUUGGGUUGGGUAUUGUUUCCGAUGUUGUUGUUGUAGUCGAGUUUUCAAAUAAAGAAGCUGAACAAUUGUUAAAAUACUCCUUCCACAUAGCGCUUGAUGACGCGUUCACUCUCUUUUUUAAUCCAAUCAAAAUUUAGAAAUGCAACCAUUGAACUCGAGCAUUGAUAAAGCAAAACAUUUUUUUGUAGAGAGCGGGAUCUUAGGAUCCGUUAACUUUAAAGAUUCGCAUGACCUGAUUCGGAAAACGUCUACCAUUCACAUAGACGCAACUCUUAAGAAUAAGAUACGUAAAACAUCACUGGGUAUGCGAUCGAGGGUAUUUAGCGAAAAAAGUCCAUUGAACAGUUUUGACGAUACCCUUAUAAAUCUUCAAAACGAAAUUUUGAAAAUAAGUGAUUCUUUAGUCUAUGGCGAGACUAAAAUCAUACUACUCCGUACCGAAAUUGGCAAAUUAAAGCAGGAACUACAAGCAAUAAUGAAUGACCAGAUGAACGCUUUUGACUACUCUGAUGAGAUGAUCACGAAAAUUAUAGAUUCAACUCCGAAUCUUUGUUUGUUUUGCAAACCUAAUAGUUUUAUAAAAGGAUCGCCGAGCUUCAGUUCUUUUAACAAAAACAUUUUAAAGAAAAAAUAAUAUGAAACAAAAAUUAGCUCAAAGAAAAAAACAACAGCCUGUAUAAAUGCCACGGAGAGUAUUUUAUAAUUGGUAUUUAUAAAUAAAAAACCAUUAUCUUUUCCA